CGAGAAGUGUUUAUGUAUAAUAUCCUUUUGUUAAAACGCAUCUAAGAGAAAGUGGUUGUUUUUACAAAUUUACUUGAGAUUUUUUUAGAAAUAUUUUUUAUCAAUGGAUGAAUAUGAUUCUGCUUCUAUUAAUAAAGGUUGCUUUGUUCAUAAACCUGAAAAACAAAAGAAUAAGAAAUCAGGUGGUAAUGAAACCUUACUUGCUGUAAAGAAACAUGUAGAAUUCUUAUGGAGUGAAAUUGAAACUAAGAUAAAAGACAUUGAGAUGAAAAUUUACAUGGAAACAUUUGUUACUGGCAUUGUGAAUUUUAUUAAUAAUGCUUUCCAGUAUCCAUUGCAAAAAACUCAAGAAAUUCCUGCAGCUGUUCUUGUGAUGGGAGUCAACAUGCCUGAUCAUUCUCAUAUUUUUAACCUGUUGGAAGAACAUUUACAUUUGAAUGAUAUUUACAGCUCUGUGAUUCUAGAAUCCAAAAAAUGCUCAAGUGUACAAAAUAUGCUUCAAGUGAUACUCUUUGAAAUUCAUAAAAGGUACACAGAGUUCUUUAAGCUUAGUGAAGAUCUUCCCAAAAAACAAGAAUAUGGUUUUGCCAAGUUAUAUGAAUAUUAUUGUAGCAUCCAGGUAGCAUCUCCCAAGAAAAAGGCUAAAACUAUCCAAAAUAAAACACAGCAUUCACUGAAACCAAUUGUUUUCCUCAUACAAGACGUGGAAAGUUUUAAUCCAGAAAUAUUACAGAAGCUGAUUUAUUUAUGCAAAAUUUAUUGUGGGAAAUUACCAAUAGUUCUAAUUUUUGGAAUGGCUUCUUCAAUGUUCACCUUGCACGACAUUCUGCCACCCAAAGCAUUAUGUUGUUUGGGCUUGGAAACAUUCCAUUCUGUGUCCGCUGCAAAAUUUUUAACUCGAAUCAUUGAAGAGGUUAUCAUUUCCCCAGAUUUACCUUUCAAAUUUGGCCCCAAGAUGUUUAGGUUAAUUGUGGAUUCUGUACUUUAUCAUGAUUUUUCCAUUUCUAAUUUGACUUACAUGCUAAAAUUUUCACUGAUUGAACACUUUUAUGGCAAAACUUAUGCAUCUUUGUGUUGUCAUAAAAGUGAAAUUGAGAAAAAAGUCAACCAGUUGAAUCCAAAGUAUUUGCAUGCACUGAAGGAAUUGCCAUCUCUAAAAACAUAUUUAGAAAACAACCCUCGAUUUUUAUCAACUAUCGAUGAUCCAAAGGUUUUUAAAGAAUUAAUUGUUGGUUUUAUGAAAAAGCUUUACGAAAGUCAAAGAAUUAAUUUGCUACUGCUGAAGAUUCUUCACUGUUUAGUUAAGGAUUUACCUAGACAUCCUUUAGGUAAACAGAUUAGAGAACUUUAUUCUGUAUCAUUAGAAAAAGAAAUAUCUCUUGAUGAAGGUUACACUCAAUCAAUGAAUUUAAUCAGACUGCAUUCUAAGGAAAAUCUGAUGGCGAAGUUAGAAACAUGCCUUAAUAUUAUAUGUGAUUCUUAUGAAGAAAAUGGAAUUAAUUUGAAAUCAGUAAAUAGUAUAAAACACAUAGUAGAAGACUGCAUUGAAAGACUUUCAAAAAUCUCAUCAGAUGAUUUUGAGAAGAAUUUGCCUGAGCCUCUCAUAUUCCAAAAUGAAAAAAUUACUAGUCGAUUCCAAUUACAGGAAAAAAUUCAGAUGAAUCUAAAGCUGAAACGUUCAAAUUUUGAAGUUGUUCUGAGUGGAAUAGUGCAGAAUCUUAACAUGAUUUUCAAAAAUAUCUCACCUCCAUCUCAUUCUCCUUUAUAUGAGAUAUUUUACUUUGAUGAUGUAUCUGCUGCAAAGAAACAUUUGAUGGCUGUUCCUAGAGUUACGUCUUGCUGCACACUCAGCAAUCCUCAUUAUUACCUUCAGUGUAAGUGCUGUGAAAUAACUUCGCCUGAUGAAGUCCGGCCAACAAUGCCCGAGAUUAGCAUUCUUUACAAACUUCAUCUGCAGUCAGGAAAGUUAAUAAAUUUAUAUGACUGGCUUGAAGGCUUCAAAGGUAUUGUAUCUGCUGAAGAAAAUACAAAGAGGAAAUCUAGAACGAAAACUACAACCAAUGACAGUGAUCUAAAUGUGCGAUUUUUGCUUACUGUGUCUGAACUACAGAUGCUCGGAUUUAUAAAGCCUACAAAAAGGAAAACCGAUCACGUUGCAAGAACUACUUUUGGAUGCUUUUAAUGAUGCACUCUACUUCUGUGAUGAGCAGUUUUAAUGUA
Argiope bruennichi is the source of this 2220-nucleotide messenger RNA. It is a transcript of the gene Orc3, whose product is annotated as origin recognition complex subunit 3-like. The record is from RefSeq and is a predicted model, not a curated record. Gene Ontology annotation, cellular component: nuclear origin of replication recognition complex; DNA replication preinitiation complex; nuclear pre-replicative complex. The coding region runs from base 104 to 2182 and encodes 692 amino acids. Lineage: Eukaryota; Metazoa; Arthropoda; Arachnida; Araneae; Araneidae. Gene Ontology annotation, biological process: DNA replication; DNA replication initiation. The transcript has 20 exons. Gene Ontology annotation, molecular function: DNA replication origin binding.